AUGCGGUUCUCCGAUCGAGUCUCUCUCCUCGCCUCGGCUAUCCUUACAAUUCCCUCUCUAUCGAACGCCUUUUACCUUCCUGGCGUUGCCCCGACCUCCUACGACCAGGGUCAAUCCGUCCCAGUCUAUGUCAACAGCCUGACGCCCGGGCUCUCGCGCGAUGAUCAGCUCCAUUCCGUCUUCGCAUACGAGUACUACCAUACGGCCUUUCACUUUUGCCGGCCAGAGGGAGGAUACCACGAUGUGAGAGAAUCGCUAGGAAGCAUCCUGUUCGGUGACCGAAUCUAUACCUCCCCGCUCGAGGUCAAGAUGGCCCAAAACGAGACAUGUAAAUCCAUAUGCUCGGAGGUCACCUUCGAUGCACGCAGUGCCAAGUUUACCAACCGCCGGAUCGCCCAGGGAUACAACAUCAACUGGCUGCUGGAUGGCCUCCCAGCAGCGCAAUUGAACCUUGACGGGAACACCAAUACCGAGUUCUACAAUCCGGGAUUUGCUUUGGGUGAAUUGGAUGAUAAUGGACAAGCUUUGCUAAACAACCACUUCGACAUCAUCAUCGAUUACCACCGGGUCGGCUUUGGCGGCAAAGACAAAUACCGCAUCGUCGGGGUUCUCGUUCAGCCGGACACUCGUGGCGACGCACGGGUUCUGGACGAUGGAGAGGCUGAAUGUGGGACUCGAGGCAGUGCUCUGAGCCUCAAUGAAGACGGCGAUACACCAGUGACAUGGACCUACAGUGUUCUUUGGAGAGAGUCUAACACCGCAUGGGCCACCCGUUGGGACAAGUACCUGCACGUUUACGAUCCAAAGAUUCACUGGUUCUCGCUUAUCAACUCCGCGGUAUUUGUGGUCUUCCUGGUCGGCAUGGUCAGCAUGAUUCUUGUUCGUGCGCUGAAGAAAGAUAUUGCGCGCUACAACCGACUCGAGUACAGCCUCGAUGAUCUUGACGGGACCUCUGCCGCAGUUGAGGACGGGAUUCAAGAGGACUCCGGAUGGAAGCUAGUCCAUGGAGAUGUCUUCCGCUGCCCCAAGUCCCCGCUACUGCUGAGUGUUUUGCUCGGUAAUGGUGCUCAACUUUUCAUGAUGACCGGUGUUACUGUCGCCUUCGCUCUCCUCGGCCUUCUUUCCCCCGCGAACCGUGGAUUCCUGGCUACGGCCAUUCUUCUAAUUUCUGCUUUCUUUGGCGCCAUUGGUGGAUACGUUUCCUCCCGCGUGUACAAGGCCUUCGGCGGGGAGGCAUGGAAGCGCAACAUUAUCAUGACUCCACUCUUGAUUCCUGGAUUCAUCUUUGGUGUCUUUUUCCUUCUCAACCUAUUUGUCUGGGCCAAGGGUUCUAGUGGCGCCGUGCCGUUCGGCACUAUGCUCGCAUUGCUUUUGAUCUGGUUCGUCAUCAGCGUGCCACUAAGUGUGAUUGGCAGUUGGAUUGGGUUCCGUCAAGCGGCGCUUGAGGGCCCGACAAAAACGAAUCAGAUCCCCCGCCAGGUUCCCCCGAUGACGGGCAGUCUGCGCACCAUCCCUUCGAUUUUCCUGACCGGCAUUCUUCCCUUUGGUGCCAUCUUUGUCGAACUAUACUUUAUCAUGACUUCCCUUUGGACCAACAAGAUCUACUAUAUGUUCGGCUUCCUGUUCCUGUGCUACGGACUGAUGAUCAUCACUUCUGCCGCCACGACCAUCCUACUGGUUUACUUCUUGCUCUGCGCCGAGAACUACCGGUGGCACUGGCGUGCCUUUGCCGGAGCCGGUAUGACUGGUGGGUAUGUCUUCCUGAAUGCGCUCAUCUUCUGGGCGACACGCGUCAGCUUUGGUGGUCUGACUGGUGCGGUGCUCUACGUGGGCUACUCCGCAUUGAUCGGUUUCGUCGUCUUCAUUCUAACCGGGUCGAUCGGAUUCUUCGCCAGUUGGGCGUUUGUUCACCGUAUCUACGGAUCCAUCAAGGUGGACUAG
This is a messenger RNA of Penicillium argentinense, 1941 nucleotides long. Its product is annotated as transmembrane 9 family protein. Gene Ontology annotation, cellular component: fungal-type vacuole membrane; endosome. Bases 1 to 1941 code for a protein of 646 amino acids. The record is from RefSeq and is a predicted model, not a curated record. NCBI's taxonomy places the organism in Eukaryota, Fungi, Ascomycota, Eurotiomycetes, Eurotiales, Aspergillaceae. The transcript has 4 exons. Gene Ontology annotation, biological process: protein localization to membrane; vacuolar transport.